This is a messenger RNA of Arachis duranensis, 1013 nucleotides long. RefSeq names its product abscisic acid receptor PYL4. Lineage: Eukaryota; Viridiplantae; Streptophyta; Magnoliopsida; Fabales; Fabaceae. Gene Ontology annotation, molecular function: abscisic acid binding; protein phosphatase inhibitor activity; signaling receptor activity. The record is from RefSeq and is a predicted model, not a curated record. Gene Ontology annotation, cellular component: nucleus; cytoplasm. Gene Ontology annotation, biological process: abscisic acid-activated signaling pathway.
AAAUAGAGUACGGGCAAGUUGAGGAUCCACUUGCAAGUUGCAACUGCAAUGCAACCCCCCUGUGCUUAGCGUAAGCAUCUCAUGACAUGCACUUCAAUUCCCCUUUCUUAUGCAACCAAAUCAAAUUUCCUUUCAAAUAACAACCACCUUCUAACCUCCCCUCUUUCUAUCUACUCAUCAAUAAAAACCACUCCUCCAAUGCAAACACAAAACUAAUGCAACUUGCACUUCAAAAAUACUCUCUCUAAUUAAUUUCCCAUCCUUGCCGUCUCCAACACCCUCAUAUAUAUCCUAUCACCAUUCCAACACAAUCUGAAAAACACUCACAACAAAAACAGACAUAUAUCAUUUACAUAUCAAAAAUUAAACAUUUAAAAAGCGAAAAAAAAAAUAAAAGAGAAAAUGCCUUCUUCUCUUCAACUAGAUCGAUUCAACUUCACCGCAACCACAACCGCAACCGCAAUUAUUGCUAACGGUUUAAACUGUCCUAGGCAGCCGUUAGCGGCGGUUCCACUUCCGUUAUCCAGCGGCUCUGAUGUCGCGUUGCAUCACCACGCGCACCUGGUUGGUUCCAACCAGUGUUGUUCCGUCAUGACGCAGGCGAUAGAGGCGCCCGUGUCUACGGUGUGGGAGGUAGUACGGCGCUUCGACAACCCGCAGGGGUACAAGAACUUCGUGAAGAGCUGCCACGUCAUCGGAGGCGAGACUCCCAUGCGUGUGGGCACAGUGAGGGAGGUGCGCGUGGUGUCGGGGUUGCCGGCGGUGUCAAGCACGGAGAGGCUGGAGAUACUGGACGACGAGCGCCACGUCAUCAGUUUCAGUGUGGUCGGUGGGGACCACCGGUUGAGGAACUACCGGUCGGUGACAACGCUGCACGCCGUGGAGGGCGGCAAGGGGACGUUGGUGGUGGAGUCGUAUGUGGUGGACGUGCCGCCGGGGAACACGAAGGAAGAGACUUGCGUGUUCGUCGACACCAUCGUUCGUUGCAACUUGCAUUCUCUCGCUCAGAUCAC